CGGGGGCACCCUGCCAGCAGAGAGAAAACAACAUGCUGUGAAGAAUGUCUAACUCAGGGAAGCUUAGUAGCGCGUCCACUGGAUCCCCCCAUUCCUUUCAAGGUCCCAGCCAAGGGAAGAUUUUACAGCAGACCCACCAAGGCAUUACUAUCCAGUUGACCAAAGUACACAGUGAAGACAACUGGGAGGAGUUAGAAGAGAGUGAUCUCAUAUUUACCCUGGAUCAAGAUGAAGAGGAGGCCUUGCUGGCAAAUCCGAUACCCAACAAAGCCAGAGCUCCUUUGUAUGGACAGCCAACAGGGAAAGAAGGAACUGUGGUUGAUGAGCUAGCUCUAGCUGCCUUUGAGUGUGGAGGUGAUGUUCUGCUGUCCGGCGAGACUCAGAGAUGUAGUUCUCCAUUGAUGCCAAGCUCACCCUCUUCAAAACCUCUCAUCAAUUUAGUCAAGUCUGUCUCUACUGAAAUUGAUCCCAAGGAUCCGUCUCCUCACAAAACCCACCCCUUUGUCAAUCUGGUCAAGUCUAUUUCCACUGAAAUUUCCAGACUGGAACCAGAGGUAUCACAGUCCAAGUCAGACUCUAAACUGAAUGUCCAUCUGUGGAAACAAAUAACCCAGCCUAAGAGCAAAAAUGGAGACUCUAGGACAGCUCCGUCUUCGCCUAGUUUGUCACCUUGCGAAAGCAAAGGUAUGUUUUUCAACGUACAGGAAGUAGAAGCCAAGCUGGAGGACACCAAGAGGAGGUUGUCAGAAGCCAUGCAAGAACCUUUAAGCAUGCUUAGCAAAAUUAUAGGUGAGGAGACAAGCCCAAGCCCUAAAUAUAGAACUAUACCCCCAAUGUUUGCCAGCCAGGAGUCCCCAACAAGUCAACAGCGGGACCAGGGUUUUUUUGAUACAAAGAACAUUUUUCCAAGUUAUGGAAAGUUAGAAGAAAGUGAAAGCCUGGAGUUUAUGGAAAAUCCGAGAAGUGUUCCGAGAGAGACACCUAAAAGCUGCUGCAAGUAUAAGAUCUGCUCCUAUGGCGACAUGAUCCAAGUCGUAGAACUAGGCAAUGAUGUAGUAUUAGAAGAUCAGGAUUUAUUGGAGCCUGCCACCACUUGCCAAUCGCCUCACCAUAACAAUGAUGUGCCAUGCAGUGCCCUGGUCUGCGUAGCAAUCCUAGCUUACAACUUCUUCAUUUGGCCCCUGCCAGCCUAUAUAUCUGGGCUCAUCAUGGGUAUUACCAGUGGCUUUCUCCUGGGACUUUUUAUGGUGCUCUUGUUGGUCCCGAAGCCUUCUUACUCCUCCAGACAUAAGCGAUGCCUGCGGGAAAGUUCGAAAUUCCAAUUGGCAACUCAGAAGGUCCAGGAACCCUGUGUCUUACAGGGCUGGAUGAAUGAGAUAUUUUCCUAUGACCCUGAGACGUAUCACCCUGCUCUCACGCACUCCGUGUUUGUAUCCUUGGAAGGGACGACCUUAAAACGUAGCUAUCCAAAGAGCAAUCUGCCUCGAAGGUCUACCUUUGGAGAGGAGAUCCCAGAGGUUGCAUUCGUCAUUCAUGAGACCUGUGACUUGACCGGUGCUCAGGUAUUUCUGUUUCCAUAUGGGCUGGCCAAGAAGAGACUAUGGAACAAGAAAUACCCUAUAUGCAUCGAGCUGUGCAGCUCUGAAGAUCUUAAUAGCCAAGAAAAAGGGGACAAGGAUGGUGGAGAAUCUCCAAGGCAGGACAGAGAGGACUCUGAGAAGAUCGCAGGGGACUUCAAAGCUGGGACUUUAUAUCUGUUUGGGAGGACAGGGAGAGGCAAGGAAGAGUGGUACCAACAUCUGCUCCAAGUCAUCCAAGGGUCCAUGGCAGGAAGACAAGAUGGCACUAGAAGCGACAGCAGAACAGGAUCUGGACCUCAUCCAUUGUCCAGCUCAGGUAGCUUGGGGGGAACCAGUAAUAGCAGUAUGGAGAGUACAGAGGAUAUUCCUUAUCUGCUAAAACCCAAAGACGUAUCAGGGAACGUCAAGCAGAAUAUCCUUUUGGACUACAACAGAUACAUUUCCCACUUCAUCCCAACAGAGACCAUAAGUCCCGCCGCCAGUCCUCAUCAGAGCAGAACCAGCAGUCCCACCCCUCGGAGAAAGCAGUUCUUGGAGCGCGCUCUCUCCAGCAGCCCCAAUGUGUUCUGGGUAAACGCCUAUAUCGGGCGUAUCUUCUGGGAUUUCCUCCGAGAGAAAUACUGGGAGGACAUAGUGGCCAAUAAAAUCCAGAAAAAGCUAACAAAAAUCAAGCUGCCAAACUUUAUGAAUGAACUGACCCUAACAGGACUGGAUAUGGGGACAUCACUUCCUCAGAUACUGUCUACCUCCAACCCCAGUGUGAAUGAGAGAGGUUUGUGGAUGGAUAUGGAAGUUAAGUACAGCGGAUCUUUACAAGUAACGUUGGAAACGAAGAUGAACUUAUCCAAACUGGGGAAAGAAUCAGCCAUGGAGGACGGUGGACUGCCCAAGAGCCAUAGAGAGGGGUCAAUGAUGCCAAGAGCGAGGAUUUUCACCGAUAGCGACGAAGAGUCCUCAAGCGCUGGCUCGUCAGAAGAUGAAGAGAUCCCAGCAGCAGAAACACAGGGUACUGUGGCAGACAGAGCUAACCCAAAUAACACUGACAGCUUUACGGGUGGGAACAGCACCAGCCGCAAGAUUCUACGCUUUGUAGAUAAGAUCGCCAAGUCACGAUACUUCCAAAGGGCAACGGAAAAUGAAUACAUCAAAAGGAAGAUGGAGGAAAUGUCCAACACUCCCAUGCUGCUGACCGUGGAGGUUCAAGAGCUGGAAGGAACCCUGGCCGUCAAUAUCCCCCCUCCCCCCACUGACCGCAUAUGGUACAGCUUCCGAUCACCACCACAAGUGGAAAUGAAGGUUGUCCCGAAGCUCGGAGAGAGAGAGGUCACAUUCAUACAUGUCACUGAAUGGAUAGAGAAGAAACUACAAGAUGAGUUCCAGAAAAUCUUAGUGAUGCCAAACAUGGAUGACUUGUACUUUCCCUUAAUGCAGCCUGCGGUGGAUAAUGCCAGGCCAACACAAAAUGACCCCUUUAAGCCAGGUCCUCUAUGAAACUUGGAACAAGAGCCGCAUGGUCCAGCAAACGCCCAGGACUGGGAUGCACAGAGAACUCUGGGGUGUCACUGAGUGAUUUAGAGGGACAAAUGAUGCCUGCUGCACUAGAUGAUGGAUCCAUUGAUGAAGAAAGUCCAUUUUAGACUGGACCGCCACAUUACAAACCAUUGAAGAUGGACCAUAUUCCGGAGCAGGCUACAAGAACAUGACAUGAACCAGAGACAUAUCUGUUA
This is a messenger RNA of Nanorana parkeri, 3307 nucleotides long. RefSeq names its product testis-expressed sequence 2 protein-like. Gene Ontology annotation, cellular component: endoplasmic reticulum. Bases 45 to 3071 code for a protein of 1008 amino acids. Lineage: Eukaryota; Metazoa; Chordata; Amphibia; Anura; Dicroglossidae. The record is from RefSeq and is a predicted model, not a curated record. The transcript has 12 exons. Gene Ontology annotation, molecular function: lipid binding.